Messenger RNA from Diachasmimorpha longicaudata, 2534 nucleotides. RefSeq names its product probable peptidoglycan muropeptide transporter SLC46. The transcript has 6 exons. Gene Ontology annotation, molecular function: transmembrane transporter activity. Bases 140 to 1864 code for a protein of 574 amino acids. Gene Ontology annotation, cellular component: membrane. Lineage: Eukaryota; Metazoa; Arthropoda; Insecta; Hymenoptera; Braconidae. Gene Ontology annotation, biological process: transmembrane transport. The record is from RefSeq and is a predicted model, not a curated record.
UGGCAGCGGCGGCCUCAGCGGCAGCGGUGACGGUGGUGGUUCAGUGAGGGAACUUGUACACUGUCACAAUAACCACUGGUCAUUCAAUUGUCUACAACUGUACCACCUGGACUAGCUGGAAUCUGAUAAAUAAUUUACAAUGACGAAUAACGUGGUACUCCAGGGAACAAUACCAUCGUCCUCGCCAGCGGAAUCAUCCGAGGAUGGAAAAAAAUCAUCAUCAUCCUUAUCAUCAGACAAGGAUAAAACUAUUAAUCGGGGGUCCAUGAGCAUACGGGAAAAGUGGAAUUUUUUAUCUAGUAAUAUAACUGUUGAACCGAUGGUGGCCUGCUACAUAAUGCCAAGUGUUUUAGCAUCACUUGCAACUCAGAAUUUGAAUCUUGAAAAAGCUUGCCGAGUGAAUCUACGAUAUUCCGACACUGUGUGUAGUGCAUUAGCUGAUAGAAAUACAACUGGUUAUGAGGAGGAAGAAACAGCAGUUCAGCAGCUUGUUGCUGGAAUGCAGACAUGGAAGUUGGCACUUCAGAGUGGAUUACCAACGCUACUCAUACUUUUCCUCGGUGCAUGGAGCGAUCGUACGGGCCUGAGAAAGCCCUGUAUGCUCUUACCAAUUGUCGGUGAAUUUUUAACAAGCGUCAGUCUUAUUAUUUGCACAUACUGGUUUUAUGAAUUGCCUAUGGAAGCUGCUGGUGUCUCUGAGGCACUUUGGCCGGCGAUAACUGGCGGUUGGUUCACAAUGUUUAUGGCGAUAUUCAGCUACAUCGGUGAUAUAACCACCGUUGAGUCUAGGACACUGCGAAUCGGUGCUGUCAAUGUUUUUUUAUCACUGAGUGUACCCAUUGGCAUGGCAUUAUCCGGCAUUUUGUACAUUAAAAUUGGAUUUUACGGUGUUUUUGCGAUAUCCACUGUUUGUUAUAUCGCCAGCUUCGUUUAUGGAUUGGUUGUCAUUAAAGAGGCACCAAGAACUCAAAAUCCAACUCCUGACAAAAUAACUGGCAUGUCAAAGUGCGCCACAAUUGUCGACUUUUUUUCAUUUAGACACAUUGAGGAAACCUUUAGAGUUGCAUUUAAAAAAGGUGCCAAUAAUCGUCAAAAAAGAGUGGCUGUUCUCAUGAUUAUUGUCAUGGUAGUCGUCGGGCCAAUGUAUGGCGAAAUGGCUGUUAUGUAUUUGUUCACGAGAUACCGAUUCAACUGGAACGAAGUAAACUUCAGCAUGUGGACGACCUAUAGCAUGGUCACAAAUUUAAUUGGAACAAUGAUAUCUGUUGGAUUCUUCAGCCAUUUUCUGAAAAUCGAUGAUGCUUUAGUAGGAGUGAUGAGCUGCAUGAGCAAAAUACUUGCAAGUUUGGUUUAUUCAUUUGCCACUGAAGACUGGAUGAUGUAUCUUGGACCAAUUGUGGAAAUCGUUAAUGGAACAUCGUUCAUAGCAAUGCGUUCGAUUGCAUCGAAAUUAGUACCAACGGAUGAACUGGGUAAAGUUAAUUCUCUCUUCGGUGUCUGCGAAUCUCUAAUGCCCCUUUUGUAUGGGCCAAUGUACAGUUCCGUAUACGCAUCCACAAUGAACACCCUCCCAGGUACAUUCUUUUUACUCGGGGGAUGUUUGACUGCUCCAGCAGUUGUUGCUUUCUUAUGGCUAUACCGAGAACAUAGGAGGGACCGGGCUACAUUGGAGCGCGCAAUGAGGAAGGAAAAGUUGAGUAAAACUGAAGAACGAGAAGAACGAGCAAAUGGUAGUGUUGCUGUUGUAACCAAGCCAGAGCCAGAGAAUGACAGUGAAUUACGAGUUCAAAUUAUGCCCAUUGACAAGCAAGCCCAAUCGGCAAAGGCCUUCGAUAAUCCAACAUUUAUCAGUGAAGACUUAUGAUGUAGUAUAAUCAUUAUCCAAUUCUCCUCAUCAUGGUUUAUGGUUCUAUCGACAAGUUAAAGUAGUAGAAAGAAAUUUUAAAAGCAAAAUUUAAAAAUAUAUACCAGACAUAUAUUAUAUUUUAUGAUGAUAUUUUCCAAUUCAAAUUUUUGCCGCAUGGGAUUAUCAUAUGGAAUACAAUAGGGAAUAAUUCCCCAUUUCCUUGGUUUCAAAAUAUUACAUCUGUCAUCGGAUGGAAAUUAUAUAAAUCUUUAUCAUCUCUGGCAGGUUUUUUUUAGUUGGUUAACAUACAUUGCUAGAGGUCAUUCGUUCAUAUUAUUCUCCGGUUCUUAUACCCGAGGUAAGAAAAAGCAACAAGACUAAUAUCCAACUAUCUUCUUUUCCAUCUUAGAAAUAUUCGUACUUAAGUUAUUUAUUUAACAAUUAAAUUGAACCACAUAAAAUAUGGUUUAAUACUAAUAGCAGUAUUACUACAAUUACUGUGUACAAUUUAGAAAGAAAUUAUAAAGGGAGACAAGAAAACAAUUCGAAGAUUAAAUAUUUUCUAUUUGACAAAUCAACAAUUUCAUUCGUCUCCAUAAAUAAUGCAAUAUUUUAUUAUUGUGAUAUAGCGUUAGAAUGAAAAUUUUUGUAUAUAUGUAGUUUCAAUAAAUUACGCAAUAAUGACCGA